AUGUCCACUCAAACUGUUUGCCCUCAGGGUCAAAGGGUGCUGAGACCUCCCCGGCGGAUUUCCAACUGUCUCUCUGAUCUGUAUCAGAACAUGGUCCAGGACGAAGAAACCCAGUUUGUGGGGAAAAAGAGUUGUCAACCGCUGCAUAGCAGCAGCAGCGCCAGCCAAUUGACUUCCUUUCACGAGAAAGCCGAGUGUAGAGUUCCUCAGAGCACCACGGUUACAAGUUGUGACCCGCAACUCCGACCCAUCAUGCGCCGGCGGGCCAGGUCCUUGCCCAGUUCCCCAGAGAGAAAGCGUAGUGGGAUGACUCCCUGCCGGGUUCCGGGUUGCAAAACCCGUAAGAACCGCGUCAGGUUUGCAGAUGCCUUGGGCCUGGAGCUGGCGGAAGUGAAAGUCUUCCAAGCCGGGGAAGACCCAUCCAUCCCGCUUCAUGUUCUUUCUCGGCUGUCCAUUAAUUCGGAUCUCUGUUGCAGCAGGCUGGACCUGGAAUUCCCCAUGCAGUGCCUGGUACCUGACUUCCAGCAGCCGGGAGAUGGUGACGACUUCCUCAGCCGCCUGCAGCAGCAGCGGGUAUGUUUGGAACGAGUGUCAAGCUCAGAUCUGGGCCUGAAUGGCACAAUCAGAGUGAUUAAUUUAUCCUUUGAGAAGCAGGUGGCUGUGCGUUAUACUUUUAAUCACUGGAAGAGCCAGCAUGAAAUAAACGCUCAGUGGCAGAGCAGUGUUGCUGAUCAAGAUGGUAAAACCCAAGUGGACGUUUUCACCUUCUUCCUUCCUAUGCCCCCCUUCCUUCUUCAGCUUAGCUCAGUAAUUGAGUUUGCAAUCUUAUACCGAGCCAACGGACAGGAACACUGGGAUAACAAUCAGGACAAGAAUUACACCCUCACUUGUAGGAACCAUCCGCUUAAGAUGCCCAGAGAAUGUGAAGAGAGCUGGAUUCAUUUCAUUUAAGAGCAAAAUAAAAGGGUUCUGCGCUCGUUUGACCGUUUUUUCUUCACGCUGAGGCACCAAAGAAACUCUUCCGACUGUGGCAAAGAUCCUUCAGAAUAAAAGAAAUAACAAGCGACCUCCACAAAAGCAAUUUUGAGAAGCCGUUGUUUUUCUGAGGAAGAUAAGGAUAAAAGGGGCCUUAAUUUGCAGUGAUUUGCACGAAAUUCACUUGAAAUGUGUGGGAAUCAUAGCCAAAAGGUGCAGUCAAUAGAAGGAAGCUAAUGUAUUUUAUCUCUUUGAUCAAUACCUAGAAUGUUCUGAUUAUGCAGUAUUUUGAAGCAUACAGUACAUGAUGCUCUCUAGUUUUGCACUUCACUUUUUGCACUUUUCACAAAACUUCUCUUUGGUGGAACAUAAGCAUAUUUCUGUUAAUUUCUAGUAGGAAAAAAAUGUUACAGUUUUCUGCACUGGUCAAAUGCUGCAGGGUUGCAAGGGGGGUGGGAGGACAAAAUGUAACUAUUGAAAUAAAAAUGAAAAUUUACACUGCAGUUUAUAUGACAAGUGUUCUUAUACAUUUGGCUUUAAUCCCUUAAUACUCCUGUUUCAGAGGACUUUUUGUUAUUAGAAGAGGAAAUACAGUUUUGCUUUUUGGGGAAUUUCACUUUUUUAUUUUAUUUUAGCCUUCCAGGUCAGAGUCAAAGUCAGUUCAUGCGACUAUAGUUUAAUGAACUACAGUAUAACCUAAUUGCAGGGAUGUUUGAUUUAGACUAUGUAGACUGCAGCCAGUCUUAGAUUUUCUUACAUUGGUUUUUAAGGAAGCCAUGGCUAGAGUGGAAUACCAAUGUAAGAAGCAGGCAUCAAGAAACCACUUAUUUUUUGUGCCUACUGGUAGAAAACUUCAUGGGUGUAUCUAUAGAUAGAUAGAUAGAUAGAUAGAUAGAUAGAUAGAUAGAUAGAUAGAUAGAUAGAUAGAUAGAUAGAUAGAUAGAUAGAUAGAUAGAUAGAUAGAUAGAUAGUUAGAUAGAUAGACAGACAGACAGACAGACAGACAGACAGACAGACAGACAGAUAGAUAUCUUAUCUAUCUAUCUAUCUAUCUAUCUAUCUAUCUAUCUAUCUAUCUAUCUAUUCAUCUAUUAAGAGUCACAGGCAUUUUUACUUUUUUUUUACUAUAGUUAACAGGUCAUUCUGAAUCACACUUUUUUAACAUAUGAGACUGUUUGAUUUGUUGACAACUUGAGUGCAAGGAUUUUCUUUUGAGAAGAAAUGAGAAUGCUUCUUUGCAUAUAGAAUUAAUAUGGGAUAUAUUUUACCAGCCUUGGGCGUUACAGUAACCACCUAGCUUCAGAUCAAAACAACACUGAAAUGUGUUAGAUUUCUACAGAUUGUAUGAGAUGUUGGCACUUUUGAUGUCAAGCAUUACCAACUCCUGGGAUACAGCUACAGGUGCAGUUAAGGAUUGAGUUCCGUGUUGUUUCUGUCACCAUUUGCAUGCAUGUACAUGUUUGGGAGAUUGCUGUCACUGCCCUGGAUUGAGAUGUCUGCAUAUGCCAUUAAGUCUCUAAGGAAUGCUUCUAUUUAUUCAUUCUUCUUGGGAAGAGCUCCUGGUGAUGUGGCAAAUGAGUGGGGGUUGUGUAUAGUAAGCAAAGAAUCAUUAUGUGUACAAACAGCUGAUGAGAAAUGAACUCGUGAUUGCCAUUGAACCUGAAAAGUAUAGACUUCUAAAAUCAGAGUUCUAGUUUAAAUUCAUUAGUUCAGGAUGAAUCACCUUGUGCAGUGAAGUACAAUGUCUUUCUGUUCUUAAUCUCUUCCCUGCCUUUUUUUUAACGGCAUGAUUUUGGAAUUCUGUAGCAAGCAACUUUAGACUGGGUUCACCUACCAUAGAUCAAUCUCUUAAAAUGGGGCAGAUAGGCAUAGCGGCUCUACUCCAUGUAUGGCUUUCAAAUUAAUUUCUUGCAGACCCCCCCAGAUUAAUUUCAAAACUUGCCAAAAGAGAUCGGUUCAAAUAAGAACCCACUUGCCUUUCCUGUUGGAUUACUACUUGACAAGGAAGAACCAAAGUAUCAGAAGGAAAGCAUAUUUGAGAGGUUAAGGAAAUAGAUCAAGGAGGUCUCCAAAGUUGGCAACUUUAAGACCUGUGGACUUCGAUCUCCAGAAUUCCCCCAGCCAGCAUGGCUGGUCAAGGAAUUCUAGGCGUUGAAGUCCACAAGUCUUAAAAUUUGCCAACUUUGGAGAGCCCUGAAAUAGAUGAUCCCAUCCAUUUGGGGUUCUGACUACAUCUGCUUUUCGCUCUGGCAUCGUCCAUUCAGUGGCUUCAAUAGAUCGUCCAGGAUAUAGAAUAACAGAGUUGGAAGGGACCUUGGAGGUCUUCUAGUCCAACCCCCUGCUUUGGCAGGAAACCCUAUACCACAUCAGACCAAUGGUUAUAUAUAUAUGGUUGUUUAUACAAGAUUUCCCAGCAGAGUUUCCUCCCCUUCCCUUCUAGGUGCAAAUUAUAUUCUCCCAUCUUCAUCCUCUCCCCUCCCCAAGCGUAUGGCUUGGAGUUUUUUCCGCUUUGUUUGCUCAUGAUCUAAGGAAGACUAAUAUACUUUGGUUUCUGAUUUCCUGCAUUUUGGACUGAUGCUGUGCCUUGAAUAACCUUCGGGCUGCUAUAUCGCAGUACAUUCCGGCCAGCAUGCUUUGUAUCUCAUAGGAGCUGGAAGGGAUCCCAGUUCCAGAGUAGAAACUCAUGUCAGCCCUGUAUCUGCUAAUGGGAACUUCUAUGCAAGAUGUCGUCUCAAGGGGCCAUUCUUUUGAGUGGGGAAGUUCCUUUGAAAUGCCUGAAUAGUGGGUAAUGGAAAAAUCUAUUUUCUUUAUGGGUGACCAAGCCAAGAAGUGUAUUUAGAUCUCUUGUUUAUCAAACAGAUAGAAAAGAGGCUGGGUGUUUCAAACAAAUAUCUAGUAUGUGGAGUUCAUUACAAAUACGGGUGCAGCAAAUUUGUUUUUCGAACUUAGUUCCUUAGGUCGGUGGAAGGCAGGUUUCAUAAAAUUAUAAAGAACACAUUUUUGAGGUGACCCCCCCCUUCCCUCAAUAGCCUAAUAUAAAUGCCAGUAACUAUAAAACAGUGUUUCUCAGCCUUGGCAACUUUAAGAUGGAGGGAUUUCAAUUCCCUUAAAGCCCGGGGAAUUCUGGGAGUUGAAAUUCAUCCAUUUCAAUUGUGAAAUGCUGUUAUAAAAAGUUAAUUAGUUGUUUUGGGGAAGAGUGAAAAUGGCCAGGGUAGCCAUUGAUUCCUACAGAAGUCAUUUCUUUUUCUUGACAUUGUUUUGUUUUUUUCCUCCAUCAUCAUGUCCUUACCAUUACCUUUCCUGACUGAGAGACCUGAGACUUUUAGCCAUAAUGUAUCUUGGAAGAUAUAAGGGACAGGUCAGUGAUAUGUGAUUGCUAGGACAGGUCGUUGCAGUUUCGAGACUCAUUUUUGGAGAUGAAUAAUUUUGUACACUCUACUUUUCUAAACAAUCCAUUUCACUUCAGAAAAGGCAUUGUGUAGAAUUCUUUUUAUCUUUAUUUUUAAUGCUAUAAAAUAAAAAAGUUUAUGGUAUGUUGUAGUACAGCUAUAGUCCCAAAAUCGCAAGAAAAAUGUAAUCUGAAUUUGCAGCCUAUGGACCAGCCUUGCUCAAUCCUAUAUCUUCUAAAUCAGAAGGAUUAAAACGGCCAUAAUUUGUUCAUCAUGCCUGGCAAUUAAAGGAAUACAACUCCAAACAAAUUUGUCCUAAGCUUUUAUUCAGAAUUGUUUGAGAUAAGCAGUUUGUGGAUUGUUGUCAGUACUCAAGCAGCCCCAAUUUAUCUGCCAGCAUCUGAAUCUGUAGAAUGUAAAAAGUUAGGCAUAAAAAGUCGAUAUAAUUUUAAUGAGGAAAAUCUUAUUUUCUGCAACAUUCAUUUGGGUUGCACUGAUGAUCUGUAAUUCCUUAACAAUUUGGUCUCUUUCCUUUUUUGUGAUUCAUGUUGCCAUAUUUGCCCCUUUUGAGUAUUCUAUCUAGUAGACUUGCUUUAUAAGAAUUCUUUUGGACAUUUGUCAGAAUCAGGAAACCAAACAAAAAGAAUUAAGUACUGUAAUUCACUCUGUAUUUUAUAUACAGAUUUGGAUCUUUUUGAGACAAAUACGCUUCGCAGCCCAUGUUGAAAAUUAAUAUAGUUUUAAAAUUCUAAUUGUAUAAAUAAGUUAAGUCCAUAUAUAUCAUUGUGUUUUAGAAGUGUGACACUAAUGAUUAUUACAGAAUGACUAAACGUGCUACAGUAUUUCCAGUUACCAGCUUCUAGAAAGCAAACAGAAAUUAUUUUUUUUGGAAUCACAGUAUUUUAAUAAUGAAAUAAAGAAAAGUGAUGGGUAGGCAGAUAAGGAGGCAUAUUUUUCCAAAGGUGUUAUAUAAUUACAUCCAUUUAGGUGUCAGAUUUUAUAUAUAUGUCUGUGUGUAAUGUAUGCUGUAUGUAUAUUUUCCGUCCUUUCAUAAUAGGUAGCACAAUGGACUUGAAAUUUUCCAUGUGGUAUAUAUAUUUGGAAAAUAUAUAUAUACCACAUACUGCUGCUUCUGGAGACAAUAUAGGUAGUCUUUGACUUACAACCAUUCAUUUAGUGACUGAAGUUACAACAGAAGUGGAAAAAAGUGAUUGAAGUCCGCUUCUCAUACUUAUGAUCAUUGUAGCAUUCCCCACAGCCAUGUAAUCAAACUUCGGGUGAUUGGCAACCAACAUGUGAUUGGCAACCAACAGUUGUAAUAUCCUUGGAUCACAUGAUGGCCAUUUGUGAUCUUUCCAUCCAGCUUCCAACAAACAAAGUCAAUAGGGGAAGUUGAUUAUUUGCUUAAUAACCAUAUGAUUUACUUAACAACUCAGCAAAUCAAUAAUCACAAAAAAAGGUUGUAAAAUUGGGUGCAGCAUGUACUUGAAAACCGCCUUGCUUAGCAAUGGAAAUUCUGGUUCCGAGUGGUUUUAAAUUGAGGGCUACCUGCAUUCGAGGCUUCUUAUCACUUUUGUUUUUCCCAAAAAACUGCUUUCACUUUCUUUAGCCUCUUUUCAUCCUUUUAUGUCGGUGUCAGAACCAGUCCUGGGUCUCUUUGAGUUAUAAAUAUCCUGAACUCUGGAGAUGUACUGUUCCUUGUAGCAGAUCCGUUUACCUUCCAGCUCAUCGGGACAGAGAAAUAUUAAGCAGGAUCCAAAACUGUAACACUAGACUAGUGAUGCAAAUAAAAAUCUAUCGCUUGCCUUACUGAAUCAAGGCCAAGUGUUUUUUGGUCCAGCAUUCUACAUCCAACGAUGUCCUACCAGCCUCUGGAAGUGAAAUCUCAUCAGCUUGGCAUGAAGGUCAUGGUCACCCUGGUUUAUUCCCAAGUGCUCUGUACUUAGAGUUAUAUUAUUGAGGAAUACAGAGAUUUCAUUUAAGAGCUGUUGCAAAAAGGCCUCUCUGAAAUUCACAAAAAAAGAAGGGUAACAUACCAAAGACCUGGGGAGAAAUUAAAAAAAAAAAAAAGAAGUACAGAAGGACAUUUGGAGAUUAUUUUUCCUCCUCUGCAGUGCAAACUCAGGGAAAAAAAUACAUGUUCCAUUUAUUUUUAAUAUUAAUCUUUCCUGUGUCCCGAAACAAGAACCUGAACAAUUAUCCCAGCCCAAGCAAACGAGAUUUUGUUUAUUAUAUUUUUGUACUGCUCGACUCUCAAAGGCAACAGCUUCGGAUAUGAAUUUAUGGCUGAAGACCGUUUUAAAUAUUUACCACAUUUUAAGUAUGGAUUACUGGAAAGUUUCCAAAACUUUAACUCCAAGGCAUGGGUAUAGCAAAGGAAAGAUGCAUUCAGAAUCAAUGUAUGCCAAGUAAAUGUCCCAAAGGUGCUUUUUUCAGGAGACAACUCGACUUUCUUGUUGUUGUUGUUUUCUUUUGAAGACGUUUUGCUUCUCAUCCAAGAAGCUUCUUCAGCUGAACAAGAAUGUCCAGUUGCCUCCUGAAAAAGCACCUUUGGUAUAGCCAUGACCUGGAUGACUUAAGAAUCUCUAUGGACUUUUAUGCCAGGUAAAUGUUGUCACUAUUUGGUCAUUUAAUUACUGUUAAGCAAUUACCUAAGAGCCAAUUUGGUGUAGUGGUUAAAGGCACUCAAGCGAGAAGUCGAAAGACUGUCAGUUGUUUUUUUUUAUUUACAUUUAUAUCCCGCCCUUCUCCGAAGACUCAGGGCGGCUUACAGUGUGUAAGGAAAUAGUCUCAUUAUAUUUGUAUAUUUACAAAGUCAACUUAUUGCUGCCCCCCAACAAUCU
Messenger RNA from Ahaetulla prasina, 7207 nucleotides. RefSeq names its product protein phosphatase 1 regulatory subunit 3D (gene PPP1R3D). Gene Ontology annotation, cellular component: protein phosphatase type 1 complex. Gene Ontology annotation, biological process: regulation of glycogen biosynthetic process. The transcript has a single exon. Lineage: Eukaryota; Metazoa; Chordata; Lepidosauria; Squamata; Colubridae. Gene Ontology annotation, molecular function: glycogen binding; protein phosphatase 1 binding. The record is from RefSeq and is a predicted model, not a curated record. Bases 1 to 951 code for a protein of 316 amino acids.